ACCAUAAUCAAAUAAGGCGUUACAUAAAGCUGGCUGGUGAAAAUUGCGAUUCUUUUCUGUACUUAUCGACGAAAGUAACGGUUUUCGAACCACUUGACACACUUAAUAGUGUUUACUUUGACGAUGCUCGUAAACAUGUAACUCUGGUUUUAUCAUGUAAAUGUUUGUAGAUAUUUACUCUCAGGAGUCGUGGUACGAUGGGUGUCAAUGUCAAAUCUGUUGUUGAUGAUUUGGUUUUGAAUUUUCGCAUAGAUGAUCAAGGCGAAGUUUUGAGUAUUAAGUUUUCUGAGGAUAACAAAAUCUUGGGAAUUCAGCGGACUCACCGAUCAGUUGACUUUUUAAAUUUUCAAGCCAAUUGCCCCAGGGGUGUACAGUAUUCUCAAGAAUGCAAGAAUAAAUCAGCAACGCUUCUGGGAUUUGUGUGGUGUUCCAACUAUGAGGUCCUUUUUGUCACAAACGAACAACUGGAGUUAUAUCAAGUAUUACCUGAGAAGAAUACUCUACGCUUAAAUAGUUAUUUACCUCUGAACACUUGCUGGUUUUUAUGGAACCCAGAGACACAUAUUUGUAUCACUUCAGACCAAGAGAAAAAACUACAUAUGUUUCAACUUAAGACACCCGGCACAAUCACAAAAGGACCAAAGUUUCUGUCUCCUACAUCGGUAGGGGCCAAUGGUGAUACCAUAUCGAUUGAACAGAAACACUGUUUUUUAGCUUUAUUAUAUGAGGAUUUGUACUUUGGUACUCUCCGCUACGUAAAGCUAAAUAACGAACCAAAUCUUACCCGAACUAUUAGUUUUUAUACUUUAAAAAUAGAAGAUCCCAUCGUAUUGACACACCUCGUAAUUUUAGAUUUUCAGGGUCCUGUAUCAUUCAGUGUAUUGGAUAACUUGUUCAUGGUACACUAUCAGAGCAGAAAGGUUACGUCAGUUUUUGAUAUUGCCCUUAAUGGAACCGUUCGCAAUGUAAUUCAUCAUUCACCUAUAUUACGUGAUAUUUCGAUUGCACCAUUCAGUCUUUUCACUAAAAUCAUUCCCUCAUUAUCAACAAACUUGGAUGCUCAAAUUCCUAUCGAUUUAUAUUCAAUGAAUUGGAUUAUUCACCUGUGCGGUGUUGUAAUUGACAACAGUCUCGGUUGCUCAUGGCUGUUAUGCUUGAAUACUAUGGUUUUUCCAAAACUAAUUGCUAAUCACAACCUAGUUGUGGAUUUUCUACUUCAUCGAUCCAGUGGCAAAAGUGUACUGUUAGAGUACUGCUCUAAAUUGGCGUUAGACAGUAUCGAAGAGGUUACUUCCAAUGUUGACAAACCUCUGAACUACAAAUUCGAUGGAUAUGGGUUGAAUCAACGACUAGAUCAGUUUGCGUUCGUCUUUAAACGGAUUUGUGAAGUGGGCUACUGUGGGACAAACGUCAUGAGUAAAUUGCUCACUGAUUCUGAUCUUAAAAUGCCAAGUGCUUCGGAAGCAUCAUGCCAUUGUUCUAUAGUUAAGACAAUAUCCAAAGGCGUACAUGCGGGUUCGUCAACCUACAUCAUUUCCCAACCUGAAAUAUAUUCACAUUUAUUUUUAAAGAACCAAGGUGUUGAGAGACUAGAAGUCCGUAAAUUGUUUCGCUCUAUACUGAUUGAAUAUAUUCGCAUAUUUUCAGAGCACGACAUUUGUGUAGAUCAUUGUUUCUACGAAAUGCUCGUCAAUCUCACCGCCAGAGUGGGGGAUUAUACACAACUCAGUUUUUAUAUUCAAAGUCGUCUACUUGCUGAUUCAAAGCCUACCGCACUUCAACUGCUUUCUUUGGAAAGUGUUUAUCCCGCAGCAGGACAACUUGGUAUUGAUAUGCUAAAGAGAUUGAAUACAUGCAACACUGAAUUGUUCGAUGCAUUACUGAUAAAAGGACGGCCAUUAGAGGCAUUAAGAUUUGCUAGGCUGCAUCGCUCAGAAAAUGUUAUUGACAUGGAGAAUGUUCGCAAUUAUUUGGAUGCUAUUCAACAAAUCGAAGAUUAUAUGGAAUUAUAUUGUACUCACCAUUUUCUUAAAGAAAGUUCAAUGUGUAUGGAGUCUUAUUGGGACUCAGGUACUUUUUGAAAACUUAUUCUAAAAGCCUUAUCAUUUCUAGAUUGCUUAGACUUUAAAAUUGUCUUUAAUUCAAAUUAAUUCCUACAUAGUUAGUCAUUCGUUUACCGAGUUUUUUAAGGGCUCCGUUUUCAACCGUUAUUUAAGGCGCUAACUAUUCAGGAGUUUAGCUUUUUGAAUUAUUAGGUUACAUUUUAUUUAUUAGGCAUUACGUGUGAAUACCUCGUAUCCCUCGUCAGUAAAACGAAAGAUUUACACAGUAUAGUUUCUAACACUUGUCACCAUAAUGUUUAUAAAUCAUUGGUUUAAUUUCUAGAUAAAAAGGCUUGUGUAUAAAUUGUUACUACAUUUUAAAUUAAAAUUGAACUACUGCUUCAGCUUAUGUAAUCUCAAAAUUUUAAAUAGUUUAGUAAGGAUUCCUUAUGGACUUAAUAAGAUCUCUUUUUUGAUAAUAUCAUACAUAUCCGAAUCAUGAAAAUAAUUGUUUAAUGAAUUCAACUGAUUGUGGAGAAAUAUCACUUAUCAAAAUUUAUGAAACAACUUUACUAUCAUUACGAGGAUUCUUGUAUCGUAUUUAAUAAUACUGUACAUAAUGUACAUUCUCAAUACUUGUUAAUUUAUACAUUACAGAGAAUGGUAUUGGUAUGCUAAUAACGUGCUUCUCCAUAUAUUUUCACGUUAAAAUAAAAUAAAAUGUCAAUUAUGUUAUUUCUUGAUUCAAUACUAACUGAAAAAGUAUUACAAAUAUAUCAUUUAGCUUAAACCUGAUUUUAUUCAGAUCAAUGUAUAUCUUAAAGGGAUGUAAGAAUAGUUUGGCCUAGGUCUUUACACAGCCAUUAUAAUGCAAUCUUGAACACAUGAAGCUCUUCUUGGUUAUACAUUCGUAUAAUUAUCCUUGAGAUGCAUAUCUUCUAUCGGUUUUUUUUUUCAGAUGAAUGCCGUAAAUAUUGUACCGAACACUUUAGUGACCUGUUUCCGUCCGCUUAAUUUGAACUGCAAUUUCAUAUAAAAGAAAAUGAAUGUCUUCUUAAUCCUUAUUCUGUGAACUCGUAUAUAACUAUAUGUUUUUUCUCUUUUCAGUUGUUUCAUUUUUGUAAGCGUACUACACCAUGAUGCAUCCAAUAAAGUAUACGUUGUGUUGAAUUUGUAAAUUAAUAAACGUUUCGUUUGCUUCAAUAUGCCAUAAUAUAACGUUUACCAUAGUAAAAACUGCUUUUGCCCAAGUAAUUUGUUUUCUUGUUGACGACUCUGUCAUGGAUCUUAAAGAGUAAUCUCAGUAGCGCUAAUUAAAAGCGUUAUGCAACGGGACGAUUGAGAUCUUAUCGUUACUGAUAACAACUAACCUGAAAAAUUUGGUAUACAUAAACUAUCUUAACAACAUUUUGAAUCGUUUCUGUAAACUUAGACCUACGCUUCGUUUGCAGUUUGUAGCUAAAUGUUUCACAUAUUCAUUAGAGUGGUCUAAAUAUUCAUUGUUGAUAGUUUUGUUUGUAUUUGUUUCUAUCGUCAAUACACUUGACUCAGUUCAUACUGACCUAAUAGAAUUAGUAAAAUUCAUUUAUCAAGCAUCACUUGAACUAUAUUUUUCUAUUUUAUUGCUUGAAUUCAAACGUUACAAGUACAAAUUCUGGUAUCAAUCUUUGGAAAUCGAAAUGUUAAUCUAGUAAGGUGGGUUAGGUUAUUUACUAAAAGUCAUCUUACAAAUACGUAUUGAAAUAUCUAUGAUUUCUCUGUGAAAUAAAUACCCACUCCCCGGUUAAGUGCAUUAUUUUGUGUUAAGAAUUCCGAAAUGUAGAAAUAAGUGUCCAAAAUAUCAGAUUUAUCUGACAGCUUCCUUCAGGUUAGGAGCUCUCGAAAUUGUCUUUAGAGACUGGAAAAAUGCUGAAAAUACUUCCAUCUAUCAACAUUCCUUAAAAAUUACCACUAGAACUUUGAAAAACGACAAGUUGUAUUGUUUUCCUCCGUUUAGUUAAUUACCAAUUUUAUCUUGUUUUCCAGAAGCCUCUAGAAUACCAAGGCCACGUAACAUUAUAAACACCCAUAUAUUAUGUAUAUAAACUAACCUUGAAAGUAAAACUUCUUCCAUAA
Schistosoma curassoni is the source of this 4157-nucleotide messenger RNA. The record is from the annotation of a GenBank genome assembly. NCBI's taxonomy places the organism in Eukaryota, Metazoa, Platyhelminthes, Trematoda, Strigeidida, Schistosomatidae.